Messenger RNA from Myotis davidii, 2396 nucleotides. It is a transcript of the gene TOMM70, whose product is annotated as translocase of outer mitochondrial membrane 70 homolog A (S. cerevisiae). Gene Ontology annotation, molecular function: protein binding. Bases 1 to 1551 code for a protein of 516 amino acids. The transcript has 12 exons. Lineage: Eukaryota; Metazoa; Chordata; Mammalia; Chiroptera; Vespertilionidae. The record is from RefSeq and is a predicted model, not a curated record.
AUGAUUCUCUUUUCAGUUAAUGAUCUUUUCGCCUUGGAGUCAACAGUGAACUCUCUUGAUAGAGCCCAAGCAGCCAAGAACAAAGGCAACAAAUACUUUAAAGCAGGGAAAUAUGAACAAGCUAUUCAUUGCUAUACAGAGGCGAUCAGUCUGUGCCCUACCGAGAAGAAUGUUGACCUUUCCACAUUUUAUCAAAACAGAGCCGCUGCCUUUGAACAGUUGCAAAAAUGGAAAGAGGUGGCACAAGAUUGUACAAAGGCUGUUGAACUUAAUCCCAAAUAUGUGAAAGCUCUCUUUAGACGUGCAAAAGCCCACGAGAAGCUAGACAAUAAGAAGGAAUGUUUAGAAGACGUCACUGCUGUGUGUAUAUUAGAAGGGUUCCAAAAUCAACAAAGCAUGCUGUUAGCUGAUAAAGUUCUUAAACUUCUUGGAAAAGAAAAAGCCAAAGAAAAAUACAAGAAUCGUGAACCUCUGAUGCCAUCUCCACAGUUUAUCAAAUCUUACUUCAGUUCUUUCACGGAUGAUAUAAUUUCUCAGCCCAUGCUUAAAGGAGAGAAGUCUGAUGAAGAUAAAGACAAGGAAGGGGAGGUUUUAGAAGUGAAAGAAAAUUCUGGAUAUUUAAAGGCCAAACAGUACAUGGAAGAAGAAAACUAUGACAAAAUCAUAAGUGAAUGCUCAAAAGAAAUAGAUGCUCAAGGCAAAUACAUGGCAGAAGCAUUAUUACUGCGAGCUACCUUCUACCUGCUUAUUGGCAAUGCCAACGCAGCAAAACCAGAUUUAGACAAGGUCAUCAGUUUGAAAGAUGCUAAUGUGAAGCUUCGAGCAAAUGCACUCAUCAAAAGAGGCAGCAUGUACAUGCAACAGCAGCAGCCUUUGUUAUCCACUCAGGAUUUUAACAUGGCUGCUGACAUUGAUCCUCAGAAUGCAGAUGUUUAUCAUCACCGAGGACAGCUGAAAAUACUGCUUGAUCAAGUUGAAGAAGCAGUGGCAGAUUUUGAUGAAUGUAUUAGAUUAAGACCUGAGUCUGCUCUGGCACAAGCACAGAAAUGCUUUGCAUUGUAUCGCCAGGCAUAUACAGGAAACAAUUCUUCACAAAUCCAAGCAGCUAUGAAAGGGUUUGAAGAGGUCAUAAAGAAAUUUCCCAGGUGUGCUGAAGGCUAUGCGCUAUAUGCCCAGGCAUUAACAGAUCAACAACAGUUUGGUAAAGCUGAUGAAAUGUAUGAUAAAUGUAUUGAUUUGGAACCAGAUAAUGCCACAACAUAUGUUCAUAAAGGUUUACUUCAACUUCAGUGGAAGCAAGACCUGGAUAGAGGUUUGGAGCUUAUCAGCAAAGCUAUUGAAAUUGACAGUAAAUGUGAUUUUGCCUAUGAAACCAUGGGAACUAUUGAAGUACAAAGAGGAAACAUGGAGAAAGCCAUUGACAUGUUCAACAAAGCUAUUAACCUGGCCAAAUCGGAAAUGGAGAUGGCUCAUCUAUACUCACUCUGUGAUGCAGCCCACGCCCAGACAGAAGUUGCAAAGAAAUAUGGAUUAAAGCCACCAACCUUAUAAAAUAGGGGACGGGAACAUGACUCUCUUUUUAGAAGAAGUUUACCCCCUCUGCAACUGAACCCUAAAGACAGUCAUGAACUGUGUUGGAUGGUGGAACUUGGUAUUUCCUGUUUGUGCUGCUGUCAUUCGUUACAUCUGUUUCACAUUUAAGUGUUGUGGGAGUGGCUGUUAAAGGAAGUGUGCAGUGUUGCAGCUUUUAUUCCCUGUGCAACAAAAGCUUAAGACCUGUUCAAGGAUUAUUAAAAUGAAGUUGCAGAGUACAAAUGAUAAUUGGCCAUGCAAAUAAAACUUUUAUUUGUUGAUUUGGCACUUUUUUUUUUUUUAGGAGGGCGGGGAGAUGGAUGAUUUUGUCUUUAUAUGUGUGUGUGUAUGUGUGUAAUAUAAGUAUUUUUACAGCAUGUUGGUUUUUAAAGUAAGAGUAAAUGUUGAAAAUUGGUUUCUUUUAGAUCCAAUUAAUCCCUUUGAGUUUUGGGGUUUUUUUGAAAGAAAUAAAGCCUACAUGGGGAUUUUGUUUUUAAGGCAGCAAAACUGGGAGAACCCUUUAAAGUACUGUCAGCAUGCACAAUGCCUCUAAUUCUGCAGAACCUUUGACUCAGUGGCAACUGUUCAGCCUUUUUACCCCUUCAACUCUGAUGGAUAAUGUACAUUAUUCUUCAAGUCCAUAACAGCUGGUUUUCAUUGUAAAUUAUGCAGAAGCAAAUAUUAUGAUUGAUGUAUGUGCUGGAAGACUGAGUUAAUGGAGGAAUGGACCAGGUAAGAGGUAAGGUGAAAUGAAUGUGUGUUUUUAAUUGCCAUGACUAUUUUCUGUAAUAAGUACUAUUAAAUAGUGUCUUUUUAAAAGAAAA